AUGUCACCAGCAGAUAGAGUCAAUAAUAGUGAUCUGGGAACUCCAGAUAAUAAUGCAUACUACAAUUAUAGUCCACAAAGUCCUCUUACAGCAAAUUCAGGAAGAAUAGAUAAUAAUUAUCCAAUAAAUCAUUCAAAUAAAGAUUUUUAUAAUGAUGGUGAACACGCGUCCCCAAAGGAGUCAAAUCCAGCUUUAGAAUUAUUAGCAAGAUUGCAACGACCACAAAACAAUGAAUCAUCAGAAAGUCGAAGAUUUUCUUGGUCAAGUGAUCAUUCAAACAGUGGGAGAAUUGAAUUUUCGGGUCAUACUUUAUCAACUAAUGAUCAUCAAUCUCGUCAAAAUAUAAGUCUUUCAGAUCGUAUUACUCCUAAUAAUGCUCAUGAUCAAAGAAUUUCAAGUGGUGUAAGCGUUCGUUCAUCAUCAAAUCAUAUACCAUCACAAUCAAAUCAAAAUUCAUCAUUUUCUAGACAUCCUACUACUGCUACAACAUCGAGAUCCUCAAAGCAUCCAACUAGACCCAAAUUUCAUAAUUCAAGAAAAGCACAUUCUCCAACACCUCCACCUCCACCUCCUUUAAGAACAGAUUCAUCAGAUACGCAGCAAAAACACGUUGCUGCAAGAUCAACAGUAACAUUAGCAUCAGCAACUUUUAAUAACCCAUCAACAACAACACCAAGAGCAAGAUCCCCAGUGCCUUCUUAUAAACGUCGUUCUACACAUGAGGGUCAAGAACCGCCUUAUAAACGUAAAAAAGCUUUUGAAAGUUCAGCACCACGAAAACCUGUUGAUACUUAUAGACCAACUCAAAAUACAACAUCUUCUUCUUCAUCAUUAUCACGGCCUACUACUUCAGGAAAUCAAGAACCAACUGAAUACAAGACUUUUGAUAACGAUUUUGAUUAUGUGGAAUUUGAAAGAAAUGCUAAAAAAAAAGAAAAAUCAUAUGGUUUUAGAGACGUUAAUAAUUUUUUACAUAAUAAUGCACAUUAUAAGUUGAAACUAGCUUAUUACGCUACACAAUCUGAAAAGUUUUUAAAAUUAGCUCAUGAAAGUAUUGUAAAAGAUCACACUGGAGAAUAUGAAAAUAAUUAUAAUAAUCUCAUUAAAGCUUCUAUCAAAUGUUUAUUAGUUUUAAUUAAAAAAUAUGAUAAUAAUUUAUAUCCUAAAUUAAAAGUUUCAACUUAUUAUAAAUUGGCUAAAAUUUUAUUUGAAGAAACUCAAUCAUAUGAUUUAGCACAAACUUAUAUUAAUAAAGCAAUAAGUAUAAGUAAAAAAGAAAAAUAUACAAGAGAAGCAUUUUCUUGUGAAAUUUUUUUAAUUCAAAUAUAUGAAAAAAUUGAUUUACAACAAGCUAUAAAUUUUAUUCUGAGAAAAAUUGAACAAUAUCAAAGAGAUCCUCAUAAUAUAUAUGGUCAAUUAUUUAAAUUAUUAAAAAUCAAAUACCUUUUUGUUAAUGAAAGUUCUUUAGCAUUUGUACAAUUACAAAGAUUAGCAAAAGAAAAAGAUUUAAAUCCAAUAAUUAAAAAAGUAUCAACAAUUUAUAUUGCUGGAUUAUUAAUUCAUAGAGGUGAUCCAUCAAAAGCUUUAGAUAUUUUGAAAGAUAGCGAUAUUGAUGAAGCAAAGGAAACAAAAUAUUCUGUUAAAUGUUAUAUUUUAAUAAUAAAAUUAUUAGCUUAUAUGAGUUUGAAUCUAAAUAGAGAUGCUAAACGAACUUGUAAAGCAUUACAAGCUGUUUAUAAUUUAAAUGAUUCAAAAAGAUGGGCUCAUUGGUUACCUACUGGAGAAGUAAAAUUUGGAAUUCAACUGACUAAUAUGAGUGAAAUAAAAUUUUUUGUACCUUGGUUAACAGUUCGCGAAUUUAAAAUAUUAUAUUAUUUAAUAACAUCAGUAUCAUCAAUGCAUUCAAAAUUAGAAUUAUCUAAUAUUGGAUUUGAAAAAGCUUUAAAAUAUGUUAAUAAAGCAGAAAAAGAAAUUACUAAUAAUAUUGAUAAUUCAAAAUAUAUGACAAAACAAUCUUAUGAACAACAAAUUAUAAAAUUAAAAUAUUAUAAAUUUUUAAUUCAAUUUUAUCAACAAUGGUAUAGUUUUUUAACUAAUGAUUUUAAAAUUCUGUAUAUUAAAGAAUUUAUGAAUUUAAAUAAUAAAAAUUUUACAAAACCAGAAUAUAUAAUUUUUAAAAAUUUAUAUAGUAAUAUGUACUAUAUUAUUGGGAUGUAUUAUCAUUCAAAAGCUGAUAUUCAAGCUGCUAAAUAUUUUUAUAUGAAAGUUCGUAAUAUGACAAAGUCAACAGAUUUACAACAACAACCACAAUUACAAUCAAUUCAAGAUUCAUUAAUUCAAAUUAAUUCAGGUAUUGGAAGUGAUUUAUGUAGACCAACAGGGAAAUUUAAUGAACUAUAUAUUUAUUCAACUGUUCAAUUAGUUGUAUUAUUAAACUAUGAAAUUAAUGAAAUGAUAGAACAUGAUAGGCUUAAAGAAAUAAAAAAUAAUAAAUUAAUUGAAAUAAAUGGAGAUAUUAGAAAUUCAAUGAGUGAUGAAUUAGCAAAUGCAUUAGAUAUUCCAAAUCAUUCAGAUAUCUUUAGAUCAAAUUUUUUAACUAAAAAUGAAAUUAUAAGAAUUACAAUAAUUUUAAUAAUGAGCAUAUUACAUGAUUUCAACCCACCAGACGAAAAUUAUAAGUUUUAUAUGUCAAGAUUAAAUGAGAAAACUCAUUUUUAUUUUAUUUAUUUUUUAUGUACUAUGGCUUAUUCAUUAAUGUCAAUUGGUGAAGAUAAAAGAAGAAUUAUUGAUAGAUGUUUAAAAAUGUUACCAAAUUCAAAUUCACAAGAAAUUAAAACAAAGACAAACGGGAAAAUUUUAAUAUCAACAUCUGAAUCAGCUGAUAGUUGUAGAAUAUCUUUAUUAGAAAAAUUAAGAUCAAAUUAUGCUGAUUUAGGUGAUAGAAAACAAGUUGAAAUGAUUAAUUUACAAUUAGAAAGAUUAUUUAAUUUAUUAAAAGUUAAAUAUACUACUUUAUCUAAAAAUGUGAUUUAUGAAAUUAAUAAUAAUGAAGUCGCUACUAAUUAG
Molecule: messenger RNA, 3066 nt
Organism: Lodderomyces pseudojiufengensis
Lineage: Eukaryota; Fungi; Ascomycota; Pichiomycetes; Serinales; Debaryomycetaceae
Exons: 1
Coding region: 1-3066 (1021 amino acids)
Biological process (GO): mitotic sister chromatid cohesion; maintenance of mitotic sister chromatid cohesion
Cellular component (GO): chromatin; SMC loading complex
Molecular function (GO): double-stranded DNA binding
Source: RefSeq, a predicted model, not a curated record